Molecule: messenger RNA, 2677 nt
Organism: Dalotia coriaria
Lineage: Eukaryota; Metazoa; Arthropoda; Insecta; Coleoptera; Staphylinidae
Exons: 3
Coding region: 511-1224 (237 amino acids)
Source: RefSeq, a predicted model, not a curated record
GUCAUUCACCUACUGCAAUCAUUCUUGUGCGGAUGGCGUAUCGCGAUCGCCCUGUGAAAAUCUCCCAUUCUAAUUCUCUACAUCGCUGCACAUCGCGCACACACCACACACGUAAACAUGACAAUGAGUAACAGCAGGUAAUUGUUGUUGAUCGGCCGUCGCUUGCUAGUGUAGUCAGCCACUGCGCGCAAUAUAAACGAUAAAUUCGAUUACGGUAGGACGAGGGCAGUGCUAAUUCCAUUCGUUUCCCAAGUAACCGUGCACGGUUGUAAUCAUUUUAAUAUCAGCUCAGUGCGUCGUCUUUUGUUCGGCUUGCAGUACGCGCGCGAACAUCGUCUGCACAAAAGCGUCUUGCAUUACUAUGGAUUGCCAAACAUAGGUGAAGGUGAAGUACUCGUUUGCAUCACACGGUCAGUAAAUGGUAAAUAAAUUAAGUGCCAACGUCGCGGGGUGAUCGCGCGACUUUCCAACGCAUUUUCAGUGAAAAGCGCUCGUUAUUUACAUGGCGUCAUGAUACUGUUUUGGUACACACAUUGGUUCUGGAUAACAAUCUUCAUUGUUUACACCUCAGAUGUGCAAACUUUGGAGAGUGAUGUUGAAUCAUCAACGCAACAUUCCACAAGCAAUGCCACAAUCAUUGUGGUGCAAAAUGUAUCCAACUCGACGAAAAGCCCUCCGCCGGCGGCGAUUGUUGAGCCUGCAACUCUGCCACCCUCGAAUGCAAACAUCACCAACGCGAGCGUCAUGUUGCUUCCCGCAGGCGAGAACGCGACGAAUGCGACAUCGUCUGUGAUAGAGACACUCGUAACCAGCGCGAGUAGCACGUUUAAUGCUACCGAGGAGGAGACGUUGUCCACGUUGGAGACGGCGUACAAAGAGGCUGACAACGAAUCCAUGACAGCAUUUGAUCGUUCAGCUCCUGCUGCUGAUAGCGGCCGAUUAUCCGCCGCUGGUAUCACCGGUAUCACUUUGGGUUGUGUGAUGCUAGUCGCGCUUGUCUGCGGUGCCAGCUACGUUUGGUACCGGAAUCGCGGUUUCAAUCGGCCGCAAGUACUCACCGACCGCAGCAGUAAUCUCGACUCCAGCGGUUACAUCGACGACACAUCAGUGAGGGACAACUCCGAGGAGAUGUACAGUCUUGACAACGAUUCAUUCCUCAACAGUCUGGAGGCCAUGACUAUUCAGAAUUAUUGGACGGACACCGUCAAACACACCAAGCUUUAAUUGCCAGUUUUUAAUUAAUUAACUGGCCGGGUAACGGAAUAUUUAUUUAUUUAUGCGUCGCGCUUUAUUAUUUGUUGUUUUGUUUGAAAGUUUUCAUAUUAAUCGUCUAAAAUGUACACAAACCGAUCAUAUCCUAUUUAUUUCUAUGUAUGAAUCAUAUGAAUCAGUGAUCAUAAUCAUUUUUAAGUAUGUAGGGCAACUUAAAACGGUAAAAGCGAUAGCGCGAGGUGUCAUCAUAAAUACAUACUACUUAUAUUCAUGACUAAUGCGAAAUGCGUUAAACGUUAAAAAUUGAAAGUCAAGGCGCAAGCAAUAAAUGCGCAUUCAUUUGCAUGCUAUACAUUUUAUACAAUUCCGACUUGUGGGCAAAAAAUUAAUAUUCGGUGAAACUUAAUGAUUUCCCUUCAAUUAAAUAAGUAUUCUUAGCAACUGUGAUGCAUAUCGUUACAUAUAUUUUACGUACUCGUGAAUGUCUAUAUUUUUAAUGCGGGCGACUUUGCACACGUUAUAUUCUUGGCACGCCACGAACAAAACAACAACCAUAAACGAGCAUAACAAGCAAUCAACACUGGAAGUCAAGUGCGAAUAACGAGCAUAAUUAUUUUCUAUUCACUGUUUGACGGUUUUUCGUUUUUAAUUGCGUUAUGCAAACGUAUCCGUAUUCCAGUACAGUACUUUGAACAAAGCAUUUUUUUGUUAUUAUUUUGUUUACAUAUUUUAUUUUUUAAUUGUACAGUGAUUCUAUUAGGUAAUUGUAUCUAUGCAAAAGUACAAAAGUAAAUUGUACAUACGUAUGCGUAAAUGAAUCAAAGCCACACAUCACUUAUUAACGUAUUGAGAUUUGCAAACGGCACGAUGAUUAAUAUACUCGGUACCUUUGUUUAAGUUUUGGCAAUUGUAAGGUUGUUUUAUUAUAAUGUCUAAUUUCUAAGGUAUUUGCGUCCCAGUUAUUACUACAUUAGUUAUAAAUGCACCAAACUAGACUUGAUUACUACUUAAUUUAGCGCUUGGUUAGUUUAGUUUAAUUCGAACGGUCGAUUGGCUUUUGCCUUCUGUCCAUUAGUCAGGAAACUAUCCGUACUUUUAACGAUAUUAUUUUUCUAUUCACAAUUGUAAGAUAAUUCCAUUUUGAAGACGAUGAAGUUGCGUAUAACGAAGUUGUGUAUUGUUUUAAUGACUGAAUGUGUUCGCUGAAGAGUUGUGAUGACUUGAAGAGAUUUUUGUAAUUACUUGUAUAUUAAAGUUAAAAACGUAUUAGUGCAAUAAUAGGUAAAUGUAGCAAAAUAUUCACGAUAUCAGUAAUAAUGUGCGGACACAUAUUACAAUAGUGGCCGGAAAGUAUUUGUAACUAUUAAUAAUGUACUUUAAUUGAUGAAUGUGUAUUAUGAACGUACUUUGUAAAUACUUUUCAAAUAUUUUCCUUUAUGUUAAAAUACAAUAGUUUUAUAAUGAA